Molecule: messenger RNA, 464 nt
Organism: Triticum aestivum (bread wheat)
Lineage: Eukaryota; Viridiplantae; Streptophyta; Magnoliopsida; Poales; Poaceae
Exons: 2
Coding region: 5-406 (133 amino acids)
Source: RefSeq, a predicted model, not a curated record
GGCCAUGCCGUGGGAGGAUAAGGCCUCCACCGAGGCGCCCCUCCCCCCAGAUAUCUUCUUCCCACUCGCCUCACUCCUCCUCGGCGCCCUCCCUCCCAGAUCCAUCUUCUCUCUCUCCCUCGUCGUCCUCUCGGCUCACCCGAGCGCCAACGUCGCCGUCGUUGGCCACCACCGCGGCGACCGUCUUCCCCGUGCCUCUCCAACCUGUCCGUCUGCACCAACGUCGUCGACUGCGUCCUCCCCGUCCACAGGAUCGAGCUUGGACCCCCUCGACCAUCGGGAUCGGGUUCUUCCCCGCACCUACGGCCGCCGACGAGCUCCGUCCGCUGCGACCGUCCUGCUACUGCUAAUCCGUCGCCGGCCUUUCGUGUGCCACACCAUCCCGAGGCCGAUGAUGCCCCGGUGAUCGACUACGUCGACGACGACCCCCCUCUCUUGCCAGAGCAACCAGACAAGCCCCCCCC